Gamsiella multidivaricata is the source of this 4000-nucleotide messenger RNA. RefSeq lists its product as uncharacterized. The transcript has 2 exons. The record is from RefSeq and is a predicted model, not a curated record. Lineage: Eukaryota; Fungi; Mortierellomycota; Mortierellomycetes; Mortierellales; Mortierellaceae. Bases 64 to 3924 code for a protein of 1286 amino acids.
UGUGUAUCUUUGGAGGCAUUCAUUCUCGAGCUCCUACAUCGCAUUCACGCACGUAAGGAUUCAAUGACUUUCAGACAGCAGAGGAUCCAACGGCAGCCAGCCACCCCUCAGGAUCUUCAGAGGGCUCCACAUUCAGUGCCUGCUCACGACCAACAUCCUUCACGGGACUGUAGACGACCCAAGCUGAUUCAUGGCUCAAGCAUCGACUACCAGGAACGCCAUAAGCGGAUCCGACUUCUGCCACCUGAUCCAUCUCCCGCUCUAAACCCAUUCAAUGCCCCGGUAGUCAACGCGCUUGAGGGAAUGUUUGAGCGCGUCAUGGCGCUGGCAAACGCUUCCACAGCGCGAGCUUCUACACCCUCAAUAUUAAGAAGACCCAUGCAUACGCAGCACCGCCAACAUGUGCGAGAUAUCAUCAAGCCAGAGGUUCAGGAUACCAUUGCUUCCCAGUCAGCCAGCAAUGUUGAAUCGAAAGGACCUAGGGCGACGACUUUAAAUGCCAUUGAUGUGGGUCGCGGCCACUAUGGACCCGUCUCAAUAUGGUCGACGCUUUCACCAGAGGACACUUCAGGAAAGGUCCGAACACAAGCUGGUUCAUAUCGGUUUAUGCUCCCGCCUCUGGAUGUUAGCUCUACUGAGGAGACUUUGGAAAGGCCACAAGAGCCAUUUUAUGAGAUGGAUGAUAGGGCUCAAGUUGACGAUGACGUUGUCGAGCUGCUGUCAUCAGAAGAUGAAGGCGAGGCUGAGAAGGUCGACACUGGGCAUGAGGGUGAGGUUGAUUACGAAGACGGAGAGGACUUUGAGGAGUAUAGCUAUGACGAGGAAGAGGAGCACCAUGACGACUACGAAGAUGAGCGAGAAGAGCAAGGCCAGACAGACCUGGAGGAUAAAACGGAUAGACCGUUGCGUUCGAAUGUGUCUAUGAAGCCUGCUCAGCAACAGUAUGCCGAAGUCGUUGAACUGGAUGACAGCGAGGAUGAGGAUGAUCAGGACGGGUACGAGGUCGAAGAAGAAGAAGACGAGGAGGAAGCGGAGGAGGACGACGAGGAUAAGGAGAACAGGGUGAAUCCAGAGGACCUCCUUCGCUGGCAACAAAAUGCGAAGAACACUCUACUCCAUGGCUCGAUGGGUAUGUCUCAGCCGAGAGCGUUCGGCUUCAAUCUCUCACAGCACUUUGAACAAGACUUCGCAGCUCGCGAGAAAGACUACUCUCAGGGCGAAGAAGGUUACUCUCAGGGCGAAGAAGAUUACUCUCAGGGCGAUGAGAUCCACGCUGAUGUGGUGGAGGAAGAGGACAGCAUGGACGCAGUCGACGAAGGCGCAUUAGAGAUAGAACAGGAAAUGGACGACGACAAGGAGCUUCAGGAUUACCACUCUGAUUCGGUGAAUAUGCCUUCCGACGCAGAGUCAGAGGGCCAACAAAUUGAUGAGCAGGCUGACCCUCGAUCCUCGCCUGGCGCCUCUAGAGACGGCGUUGUGUUGCUUCGCGACGACAAUGACGAGUACGCGGAACAUGGCAAAGCAGAAAGCGAUCAAAAAAGUGAAAUAGACGACUUGGAAGGCCAGGAGGAGGAGCAAGAAGAGGGCGAGGAGUACCAACUAUUGUCAGGGGGCGUGGAGCAGGUUAGCAGUGGCAUCGUACUCGGUUCGGAUCAACUGGUGAUGGAUUCUGAAAGCGGGGACGGAAGCAUGGCGCCAGUAGACCAUGAAGCUGGUGAGCUCGACGACUAUGAGAGCAGAGUAGCAUUGUUGAUAGAGCCGUCCUCUGCUCAGAACCCAGGGUAUGAUAUAGCCGGAGAGAUGGAAGUGUUGGCUGAGCCAGUCUCAGAGCGCUCCGAAUGUGGAUCGUCGAGUGUUCUUAUUAUGCAAGCUCCUGAAAUGUAUGAUCGCAUUGACUCGGCAGGAUCAUCAUUGGCGUCUCAACUCUUGUCGAGCGACAGCGAUAUCGAGGCGGACACGGCGCACGUCUCAAGCGAUCUGGGAUCAAUAGAGGAAGCCAUGGACUCGAGCGACCCGCUUUACAGCGACGACACGGUCGAGAUGACAGAAGCGCCGCCCUUGGUGCUCUUCUCUGAUAACCAUUUGUCGACGGAGCCCUAUAUGGUCCUUCAGCAGACCACUGAGAUGGUCCAGGAAUUCACCAAUAUUAACAAUAUCGACUCGGCUGUCCCUCUUUCCUUUCUUCCUGUCAGUAUCGAGUCAGUUGCCUCCUCAGAACACCCAGCGGGGAAAGAUCGAAUUCAGGCCCCUGCGCAGUUUACAACCUUCGAAGAUGAUACCACCGAUCAUGCACCUCAGCUUUUAACAGAGUUCAGCGCCGAUCACGUAUCUUUGCUGGAGCGUCUACGUGCUGUGGCCCAGGAGGAGCAUAUACCGCUUUCAGAACCUAACUCGUCUUCAACUCUGGAUCGCACAGAACCGCCAUCAACUAUUCUUCCCUCGAUUGACACCGGCGCACUGGUGGCAGCCUCUCCCAAGCAACCUGAUAUUUUGGAGUCUCCAUCAUCAACCAAAUCUCCUUUGAUGAUGGCGAGCGACGAUCUUGCGUUGGAUUUGUCGCCUUCGCUGCCACGUCGAGCCAGGAUGGCGAGGACAUCAACUAUUGUACAGACGGUCCGGGACGGGAAGGCCUUUAUUGAACACACGGCGACGAAAUCGAGUUCUGACAGUAAGACUAAACAUCGCCUUCAGCAGCAGCACUCAGAGUCGUCGGAGAUGGUCACUUCCGAGUCUUUGGGUGACAGCACUUCAACGCCAGUCAACACCCCUGUGGUAUCGGGAUUGGCGGAGUCAGCGCAUGUGGCAAGAUAUAGAGGUGAUAGAGGUGGGAUGAAACUGUUGGUGGAGGAGGCAAGAGCGUUCUGUAGCGGUGUACCUGUGUCUGUACGUACAGGAUCUAGCAGCAACGCAUCAUUCGGUGCGACUGCACCGUCCUCAUUGUCAUCUUUAGGAUCUCUGGUCGUCGAUACACUGAGCCCCUCGUUACCUCGGGCACAAAGUUCUGGAUCUUCGCCAUCGAGACUCACUGGAAUCGCACGACGGAGGAUCAGUCUUGAGAAUGGAGUGGAUCCACCGGCGGAACUUGAUCACACGACGGGAGUUUCGACCGCAGAGGCAACUACAUCGCAUCAACAUUUGGGCGUUGUUGAUUUGGUCGCAGAAAAGGUUAUCCAGAGUACUGUUGUUGGGAGCCAUGCAUUGCGGCCAUUUAUUACUUCACCAGCGUCCAUCGGACAGGUGGGCACGAGUGUUAUAUCAGGAAGUGGCAGCGGCAGUGGACAGACGGGCUCGCGAUCGAAUAGUCAGGAGCCCCAUGUAGCGUCUCCGAAAACAUCACACUCGCACAUGUCGCCGUCGCAUCUCGGCAUGUCGGUAUUUUCGUUCGGACAACAGGCUCCAUUUGGUAACCGGCUUGGAUCUCCAAGUGUCGGGUUCGGAUUCGGAUCGUCUUUUGUGUCCAUACCGAGAGAAUCCUCCGUUGGAGGUUCGCCGUCUUCUAGAAAAGCGGUUAUGAUUCCUCACCAUCAACAACAUGAGGAGCCGUCGUUACCUGCUCCAGGACUUUCGGAGACGGUGGUGGAGCAAGCGCAGGUGAAUCAGGAAGGCGGAUACCAUGAGGAGGACGUGAGUGAAGAGGAUGUGGGUGAGGAUGAAGAAGUGGAAGCAGAGGAUAUCGACCAGAACAACGCCCACACUCCGUUGCAAGCCGAUUCAUUGGUCAACAGCACUAACGAGAGCCAAAACGGUGGCGGCAGCGGCAUUAUGGUCCGGGCACCAAAGAAGAAGCGGACACAAUCACAGAUCAAGACGAAGAACAAGCAGCGCAGAGAGGCUGCGAAGCGACAAAAGCUGCAGCAACAAUAUCACGGCAUCCCGCCAGGCAACGGCAACAACAGUCAAUCAUCAUCAGAUCCACCAGCUUGAAAUGCGUAUGUUCACAUCCCGUUCUCCCUCCCUUCCCUUUUUACCCCUCGUCUUUUUCUUUUUCUUUUUUUUUUUU